Molecule: messenger RNA, 2633 nt
Organism: Lacerta agilis (Sand lizard)
Lineage: Eukaryota; Metazoa; Chordata; Lepidosauria; Squamata; Lacertidae
Gene: KCTD15
Product: potassium channel tetramerization domain containing 15
Exons: 5
Coding region: 174-944 (256 amino acids)
Biological process (GO): protein homooligomerization
Molecular function (GO): protein binding
Source: RefSeq, a predicted model, not a curated record
AGCAGCGGCGGCGACAGCAGGGUCGGAGGCAGCUCAGCCAGAGGAACCUACAAAGGUGCCCCGAGCUCCCUCCGCCUCGCCAAGCGAGCGGCGCGCGGCGCGGAGGACGGGGGGCUUGGCCCAGCUCGUCGGCGUUUCCUUCGCCGCCUGCGCUCAAGGAGGAAGGCAGAGCGAUGUCCCGGCUGUCUUUAACACGGUCUCCGGUUUCUCCUUUGGCUGCCCAAGGAAUCCCUCUCCCAGCUCAGCUCACCAAAUCCAACGCCCCCGUGCACAUUGAUGUAGGAGGACACAUGUACACCAGUAGCCUGGCCACCUUGACAAAGUACCCAGAUUCCAGAAUAAGCCGUCUCUUUAAUGGCACGGAACCUAUUGUGUUGGACAGUUUAAAACAACAUUAUUUCAUUGAUCGAGAUGGUGAAAUUUUCAGAUACAUCUUAAGCUUCUUAAGAACGUCGAAACUGCUGCUCCCAGAAGACUUUAAGGAUUUUAAUCUUUUAUACGAAGAGGCCAAGUACUACCAGCUGCAGCCGAUGAUCAAGGAGCUGGAGCGAUGGAAGCAGGAGAAGGAACAAAGGAAGCACUUCCAGCCCUGUGACUGCUUGGUUGUAAGGGUGACUCCGGAUCUCGGGGAAAGGAUUGCACUGAGCGGAGAGAAGGCAUUGAUCGAGGAGAUCUUCCCGGAGACAGGGGACGUCAUGUGCAACUCAGUCAACGCAGGCUGGAACCAAGACCCCACCCACGUCAUUAGGUUUCCUUUGAACGGAUACUGUCGGUUGAAUUCGGUGCAGGUGCUUGAACGGUUGUUCCAGAAGGGCUUCAACGUGGCGGCGUCCUGCGGAGGAGGUGUGGAUUCCUCUCAGUUCAGCGAAUAUGUACUAUGUCGUGAGGACAGGAGACUGCAGCCCAACACCACAAUCAGGAUAAAGCAAGAGCCCCUGGACUAAAGACACCCCCCUUCCCCCCUUCCUUUGUGAACGUAGAAGUGUUUUUAAUAGUCUCGUGUGGAAACACUAAGGAUUUGCAAGACAGUAUUAACCUGGGCAACGUUGCCCGAGUGGUAUCUCUCUGAAACUACCUGUCACCAUUGCCAGCCAUGAACUCUUUAUCUGGAAGCAAAAAGACAGCAUACAAAAUAAUAAUGAUAAUAAUAAUAAUAAUUUCAUUUGUUUUAUUAGUCAACUGCUGGGCGGCACACCCAGCAUCGUGAAGUUUUGUGGGAUUUGUCCUCUCGGCAGGAAAGCGUGCGGAAUGGAGACAAAGCUUCAGUGAAGAACUGGCCUUUGAUUGGACUUUGGUAGAAGGACCAAUUUAACGCAGUUCAAAUAUGCCCAUUGAAGGAGUGCACCAUCCAACUUUCUGGGGGACCUUCUCCUCCUCCCUUGGUGCGAUCAAGGACAUGGGAGCUGCCCAAAGGGAGACGGUAUCGUGCCAAGUGUCUUCCCCGCCCCCCUGCCCCCGAUGAAUGCCAUGUCCUAUUCUGUCUGACAGCCUUUUGCAUCUCCAUUUGUCCACCCCCCGUUAACCUUCUGUGAUUGCCUUUGCGCAUUGUAUCAAAUGGCUUAUUUUUCUACGACGCUUCCAGUUGUCUGUGUACAGAAGCCACCCCAAACAGGGACCGAUUUGUAUUCUUCUGGUGCUGAAUGAACUCUUUACAAAUUCUUUUCAGUCCCGCACAACCCAGCUUUGAGAUAAAUGCAGUGGUUUCACGUUUGCUGCCUUGUCUGCCCACAACUGACGAGAUUGAAUUGCAGCAAAGCAUUUGCAAAAAAAAAAAAAAAAUCGGAAAUGGAGACUCAAAGCAAGUUCCUAAAUAAGAUUGUUCAGCAUUAAACAGGCACUGCCAUGGAACUUGAGUUAAGGUUGUGGCGUUCUUUCAUUCAUCUCAGAUUUUAAGUUUGGGGGUCAUCCAGAAAGUGGAAAUGGGCCAUGCAGCUGCUACGACCUUUCUUUCCUCAUUUAAAACCCAUUGUUAUUGUUGCUUUGAGAAUAUAUAGGACACAAACAGAACACCUUUUCUGCCUGAUUGAAUCAGACCAUUGUCUCAUGAGCUCAUUUCUCUGUGUGAUGCAUUGCAGCCGUCUUCACCAAUCUGGUACCCUUCAGAUGCCAGCCCUCCAGCAUUGUUGAUGGGAGUUGUUACCCAAAGGAUGGGGAACCUAAUAACCUCCAAAUGUCAUUGGACUUCUUCAACUCCCAGCAUCCCUGAUGUUGGCUGUACUGGCUGGGGCUGAUGGGGUUGGAGUCCAAAAACAGUUGGCAAGGGAUCACAGCUUUUCUGUUCCUGCAUUAUAAUAAAUGUUUUAAAAACUAAUGUUAUUAAUGUUGUUUGGGACUCAAGGUUCAGAAGAUGUGAGCUUUCCAUCACUCAGCAGAAACUGCAUUUCAGCAUUGCAGAUAUCUGAUGACAGAAGCAUGACAAAUGAAUGUGCAAUCAACAUGUGGGUGAGGAAAGCAGAAUCACACCCAUUGGCCCCACCCCUGACUUCCACUCACUGAGGACUCCGUAUCCUGCAUAGGCUUAGUUUAAAAGACACCAGGCGGAUCCCACAGCUGUGAUCCUAUUGAUCGUAUCCUGAUUGCACAGGGCUCUAUAAUGGCGGGAAUGGUGUUGCACUGGCAGAUUAACUAAAAAA